Pisolithus orientalis is the source of this 1742-nucleotide messenger RNA. Its product is annotated as cytochrome P450. Bases 1 to 1668 code for a protein of 555 amino acids. NCBI's taxonomy places the organism in Eukaryota, Fungi, Basidiomycota, Agaricomycetes, Boletales, Pisolithaceae. The record is from RefSeq and is a predicted model, not a curated record. Gene Ontology annotation, molecular function: oxidoreductase activity, acting on paired donors, with incorporation or reduction of molecular oxygen; monooxygenase activity; iron ion binding. The transcript has 12 exons.
AUGUUGAAUGCAUUCGAUACAGUGCUAACACUUACCUUCCAUGGCACAUCUCCCGCGUCACGGAGUGUGCAAGAAGUUGCUGUGGGGGUCCUGAUUCUCUUCGUUGCUGGUUUCUGCCUCCUCACGAUUGCCCGACCGCGCAAGCGAUCUAAACCCUUGGGCCAUACUCCAGCGCAUCUGCUUCCACCGAUUAUAGACAUUCCAUUACCAAAAUACGAUAAGGCCAGUGAAAUAUUUUCAUCCCCGCAGAAGGCCUAUGAAUCGGCCCUGAAGAAUCGUGGACCCGUGAUUGGAGUGUGGAGGAAAGGAAGGCUCGAGUAUAUCGUUAACGAGGAGUAUACCAAGGAGGUCCUAUCGAAUGACCAAGACUUCAGCUUCGAACGUGGAACAGCUAGUGCCCUAAACCUGGAGUUUAUAAUACCCCUGAGCAAAGGCAAGUUUUUCAAGGACAUACACAUGAUGGUCACCGGUGGUAUCAUCCCAAGGAUGGAAAAAAUAGUGGAUCAGAUAUUUCCCACCUUCAAACAUCAAGCUCAUGGAAUUGUAAAAGACUCCCAGCUAUCAGGGAAUGAUGUCAACCUGUUCGCGCACCUGCACCGCUGCAUCGCGGAGGCAAUGUUAAUUACCAUCGUGGGUGAGAAAUAUGUCAGCGACCGUACCCUGCAAGUCACAGAGGAGACAGCACAUGCCAUCGCAACCAUGACGGGUAUCUACCAAAAUCUGUUGCCUUUCGCACGGACAUUCCCGAAGACAUGGAAGGUUAUAACAUGGGCGAGACUGGUGGUGAAAGUCAUUAUAUUCCAAUAUUGUCACGUCAUCGUACCCAUCAUAUGGAGAGAAAUUUGCGGACACAAAUACCGGCCCUUAAACUCACGUGUAUCGGAGUACAUCGACGAAGAGGAAAGACACGAUGAGCCCCUCGUCCACUACGUUGCCAGAAUGUACACGGACUCCCAAGGUCAUGUUUCCAUUCUUUCUGCAAUGUGGGUAUCUACCCUAGUACUCGCCAUUUCGAAACCCCGGAGACUGACACAGAAACUUGCCAGUUUUAUUUUCGCAUCUGUACACCAAACAGCUGCCGUCGCAGUCUGGGUGGUAUUCGAAUUGUCCAUUCAAAAGGAGUACUUAGCUUCCGUACAAGAGGAGUUAUCGGCGAUCGCGGAUGGUAUAGACAGUGGCGGUGUCCACAAGUUGACAUACGAUGCCUUGCGACGAUCGACAGUCCUUGAUUCUUUCAUCCGCGAAGUCCUCAGGACAAAAGGGGACACCUUGAGUGCGGCCCGUGAAACAGUCCGUGACGUUUCUCUAGCAGGAUACACCAUUCCAGAAGGCAGCUUCGUCUCUCCAAUGGCUACUCUCACGCAUCGCAGUCGCACGCUAUACAGUGAGAAGGCUGCCGAGUUUGACCCGAACAGAUGGCUGGAGGGACCCGCCUCGUCGACGAUAGAUCCAGGGUACUUGCCUUUCGGUUUCGGAAGAUGGGCGUGUCCUGGUCACAUUCUAGCGGUUACUGAGAUCAAGAUGAUCGUACUUACCUUGCUAGCAAUCUCGGUGCCUGAAGUUGAGGGCGGUGAAUACAUUGUGGUAGAUCCCAUGAACGUGACGAGCGUCCCUCCAGUCGGACGACUCCUUCUGCAUCCACUGAAUCCAAAGCCAAAUAACAACUAGCUGCAGGCCGCUGCGAAUACCGAGUGGAACAUUGUACGAAUUAGUUAUCAGUGGAAAAAAUCCAAAUCUGUUUC